AUGUCCUCAACCCUCCCAUUGCCAAUCCCUCCGCGUACUCCAACACCGCCGUCCGAUGAUGGCCGCGAUCAAUAUGCUCCCCGAACGACCCAGGACUAUCAAUCGAUCGAAUCAUUCCCCCGGAGCGCGACGCUCGAUCCAGUCAAUUCAGAGCGUUUUAGUCCUACGAAAUCGUCGUUCAAUCUGAGUUCCAGGGCAGCAGAUACGCCUGCCUCGGUGCAGAAUGGCGCGAGCGACUCGGUCCCCGCAGCGCCCUUCAAUUUCGAUACAACUGUUAUGUCCAAGGGUCCUGUGGUCAAAUCGAACAUCGGACAGCGUCGCGGUCACAAGUACAAGCACAGUAGUAUCUCGCACCAGAUCUUCCUCGAGCCCCCUCCACGUGCGCCUUUGGCUUUGCCCAAUUCCCUCCCCAUUCCAACAUUGAAAGAGUGCCGCGCAAGUAUGUCGAAGGACCAAAAAACACGCUUUUGGUGGAGUCUCUGCCACAUGUUCGUGGCGGCUUAUACACUUUGGACGGCGCAUGGGUCAUUGGCCAUGACAGCAUUGUCCCAUUUGAUCCUGUUUGACUCACUGGGAGCCCUUGUGUGUGUUGCCGUGGAUGUUCUCAGCAAUUUUGAGGUCUGGAAAAGGUCAAGUAUUCGCCACCCAUUUGGCCUGGAACGGGCCGAGGUGCUGGCUGGAUUUGCAAUGUGUGUACUACUUUUGUUCAUGGGCCUCGACUUGAUCUCCCACAAUCUGCAGCAUUUUUUGGAGAAAUCGGGCCACGAACCCCAUCAUUCUCAUGACCAUGAUCGGGUUUCCCUGGGUAGCGUGGAUGUCACGGCGGCUCUCGCCAUAUCCUCGACCUUGGUUUCGGCGAUUGGUCUCAAGAACCAUGCCCGUAUUGGCAAGGCGAUGCGAUUUGCAUACAUCGAGUCUUUGCCGUCCGUUUUGAGCAACCCUUCCCAUUUUUUGACUUUGUCAUGUUCUACUCUUCUUCUACUUUUGCCUCUGGUGUCGAUUCGAAUCUACGACUGGCUGGACAAGUUGUUGUCCGGCACCAUUGCCAUUUCCAUGUGUUUUCUUGGAGUCCGCCUUGUGAAGACAUUGGGCUCCAUGCUUCUCAUGUCUUAUUCGGGCCAGGGAGUGUCUGAUGUGAUCAAAGAUAUCGAGUCGGAUCCCUCGGUGUUUGGUGUUGAUGAUGCUCGGUUUUGGCAAGUCCACUAUGGUUUGUGUAUGGCGAACCUAAAACUUCGUGUGUCCGGAGCAGAUGACAAUGUUGGGAGACUGAGGGAGAAGAUUUCCAGCUUGGUGAGGAACCGAUUGGGAGGAGGUUAUGGCACAGGAGGACAGAGAUGGGAGGUUUCUCUUCAGUUCACUAUCGAACGAACCUAG
This is a messenger RNA of Penicillium cosmopolitanum, 1374 nucleotides long. RefSeq names its product cation efflux family protein family. Gene Ontology annotation, biological process: zinc ion transport; intracellular zinc ion homeostasis; transmembrane transport. The transcript is spliced from 3 exons. Gene Ontology annotation, cellular component: membrane; Golgi apparatus. The record is from RefSeq and is a predicted model, not a curated record. Lineage: Eukaryota; Fungi; Ascomycota; Eurotiomycetes; Eurotiales; Aspergillaceae. Bases 1 to 1374 code for a protein of 457 amino acids. Gene Ontology annotation, molecular function: zinc ion transmembrane transporter activity.